Molecule: messenger RNA, 2981 nt
Organism: Rhodofomes roseus
Lineage: Eukaryota; Fungi; Basidiomycota; Agaricomycetes; Polyporales; Fomitopsidaceae
Product: P-loop containing nucleoside triphosphate hydrolase protein
Exons: 11
Coding region: 156-2711 (851 amino acids)
Cellular component (GO): microtubule; membrane; cytoplasm
Molecular function (GO): GTP binding; GTPase activity; microtubule binding
Source: RefSeq, a predicted model, not a curated record
CGUUGGCAUAACGUCCUUCUGCAAAUAAUCUCACAUCCGUAUCAAAGCGUCCUCUUGGCCGGUCCUUUGUGUACAUCUUCUAUUUCCACUGGCACCGGCACUUGACAGUACUGGUGGACACUCGCAGCACUAGCCAACACGUCUGCUACAUCACGAUGCCACACUCAGCACCCGAAGUCGUUCUCUCUGCGGAGAGUGGGUAUGCUUUGCGCAGGAAAGAGCUUCUAGCACUGGUGAAGAAACUGCGCGCAACGGGUGCGCAGGCUGAUCUGGAUCUUCCGCGAGUAGCCGUCAUUGGGAACCAGAGUGCAGGAAAGUCAAGUCUCGUGGAGGCCAUCUCUGGAAUUACUGUGCCCCGUGAUGCAGGAACAUGUACUCGCUGUCCCAUGGAAUGUCGUCUGUCCUCCUCGUCCGAUCCAUGGCGCUGCCAAGUGUCCAUCCGAUGGGAAUUCGACUCGAAUGGCAAACGGCGCCACGAGGUCCAGGAAGUCACGUUCGGCGGGGUUAUCACGAACAAGGCUGAGGUUGAGCUCAUGCUGCGCCGUGCUCAAGCGGCUGUAUUGAGCCCAGAUAUCUCGGCUGCGAAAUUCGUGACCAUGAGUGCCGAUAGUUUGAGUGAAACUGGUGCACUCGAGAAGAAACGCCUGCCGUUCUCGAGGAACGUCGUUUGUAUCGACCUAGCAGGACCUGAUCUUACUGAUCUUUCUUUUGUGGAUCUUCCUGGUAUCAUCCAAAAUGCCGACCCUGAGAUCGUGCAACUUGUGGAGAAUCUGGUCAUGUCGCACAUCAAAGGCAACUGUCUCAUUCUCGUAACAUGCCCUAUGAGCGACGACAUUGACAACCAGAAAGCACUGCGUCUGGCGAGAGAUGUAGACCCGUCCGGCCUGCGAACAAUAGGUGUCCUCACGAAGCCCGACACCCUCACCGCAGGUGCCAUCAAGCAACAAGAACACUGGCUCGACGUACUCGAAGGUCGCAACGCACAGCAUCGGCUCACCCACGGCUAUUUCUGCACACGUCAACCCGACGACGCUGAACGUCGCGAGGGCAUCACCACUGCGAAGGCACGCACUGCUGAAGCCACAUUCUUUACGAAGACCUCGCCAUGGUCGAGAUCUAGCCAUCAACACCGAUUCGGCACGGCUAAUCUAGUCAAGACGCUGAGCGCACUGCUCACGCACAUCAUCGACGACUCCAUCCCGAAACUCCAGAAAGAGGUCGUCCACCAACUGACGACAUGUCACUCCGAGCUCGACGCGCUCCCGCCCGCAAUCACGUCCGACCCCGCCUCGUUCGUCCUCAGCCUCAUCACGGGUUUCUGCGGCACCGUGCACGCGCACGUCCAGGGCGGCCCGGGAACGGAGCAGUUCGUGCAGAAGAACCGCCUCUCGUACGCUGCAUUCAAGCGUGACAUCCGCGGGACCGCCCCCGCGUUCCUCCCCUUCCCCUCCGCCUCGGAGGCCCCCUUGCAUGCUCAAGCGUACCUAGGGAUUGACCUCGACGACGAUGAUGAGUUCCAGCCGCUUGAAGAGCCCUCCGCUGCCCACGCGCCCCCGAAGGCGAUGUACCUGCGGGACGUCAAGCGAUACAUCGCCAGUGCUGUGACGCGCGAGUUGCCGAACAACGUCCCGUAUCCGGCGAAGGUUGCUCUGAUCAAGGACUUCCAGAGCGGGUGGGGGCAACUCUGCCAGCAUGUCUUCAAUCAAGUCGGAAGGGACUUCCACGACGUCUUGGCCGAGCUCAUGCGGCAUAAGUUCCAACGAUACAAUCUCUUACACUCGCGAGUCAAUGCCGCAUUGCAGGAGCUACUGAAGAUCUGUAGGGACGCCACAGUCAUCCACCUUCAAAAUCUCCUGAAGCUCGAGUCGACGCCAUUCACGCAGAACGGCCACUACCUCUCCGAGAAGACCUCCAAGACCCUCGCACGGUUCAAGGACGCGCGGUCGGGGAAGGACACGAUGAUCGACGAGAUCCGACACUUCCAGGCUCGCAAGCAGACGGGCGCCCCAAGCAAACGGCCACAGGCGAAUCAAAGCCAGGGUGAUCGCCCCGCUGCUGCACACGCGUUUGAUUUCAGCGCGCUAUCGUCAACGAAGUCGACAUUCGCGUUUGGAAAGUCGGCAUUCUCCGCGCCCAGUUAUACCCCGGGGCUCCCGACCACUACGGCCCCUGCAUCAUCUCCUCCGAAGCCGAAGGCGUCACCCACAACACCAGCGCCCGCCUCCAGCUCGUCAGUAUCACCAGCGAUCCCUAAAGCUCCGGCACCGCAAGCACAGGCAGAACAAAGUUCCUCGUGGGUCGCUGGCCUAGAGGAGCGCGAGCAGCUUGAAACAGACGCACUGGCGCUCUUAACGAAGCUGGGCUACAAAAGCCUGAAGGUUGAGGAUCUGGGGAAGCUAAACCCACCAGAUGAGUUUGAAGAGGAGAUGCAGGUUAUGGCCGAAGUACGGGCGUACUUCCAUGUCGCGUACAAGCGCAUCAUCGACUACGUUCCGCUCUCCGUCGACCACUUGUUUCUCUUUGGCUUGAGCGAACGGCUUCAAGACACCUUGAUCGAGAAGCUCGGGCUUGGAUCGGCCAAGUCGACGGAACGCUGCGCGGCAUAUCUGUCUGAGGACGCGAGUGUGGUCGCCGCUCGCACCGAGCUGUUGGGUAAGAGGGAAAGGUUGGAGAGCGUCCAGAAGGAGCUCGACAAUUUCAUGUAUGCCUGAUUUUUACAUGUGUGCUUGGAUCGAUCUGUAGUCUCGUUUUGUAUGCACGUUAAAAUUAUGUUGGCUGUUGGAACCUGGAGAUACAUACUACUUGUAUAUCGCAGUGACGGUCUGUAGAACUCGGUAACUGCAAGUGCAUGGAAGAUAUACGGUGCCAAUCUCAGGCCCCCGCCUCCGAGUCGAUCUGGUGGCAUCUGCCCCGAUUGGAUCUGAACGUUGCAACGAAGUUAAUCGCUCAGCGCGGCUUGGUAAUCGUCUUGACCGUUGACC